Monoraphidium neglectum is the source of this 1170-nucleotide messenger RNA. Its product is annotated as phosphoglucomutase. The record is from RefSeq and is a predicted model, not a curated record. Gene Ontology annotation, molecular function: magnesium ion binding; phosphoglucomutase activity. The transcript has 6 exons. Bases 1 to 1170 code for a protein of 389 amino acids. Gene Ontology annotation, biological process: carbohydrate metabolic process. Lineage: Eukaryota; Viridiplantae; Chlorophyta; Chlorophyceae; Sphaeropleales; Selenastraceae. Gene Ontology annotation, cellular component: cytosol.
AUGGUGUCCGCGGUUGCCGGGGUGGCCGUGAAGGAGGUGGCCACCACCCCCUACGAGGGCCAGAAGACCGGCACCAGCGGCCUGCGCAAGAAGACGCGUGAGUUCACCAAGCCCAACUACCUGGCCAACUGGGUGCAGUCGCUGUUCAAUGCCCUGGGGGACGAGGUCAAGGGCCAGACCCUGGGGCUGGGGGGUGACGGCCGCUACUACGGCAAGGAGGCGGCCCAGACCAUCAUCAAGCUGGCGGCGGGCAACGGGUUUGCCAAGGUGGUGGUGGGGCGCGACGCGCUGAUGGCCACGCCCGCCAUGAGCGCCGUCAUCCGCCGCAACAAGCUCUACGGCGGCCUGAUCAUGAGCGCGAGCCACAACCCCGGUGGCCCCGACAACGACUUUGGCAUCAAGUUCAACUACAAGGCCGGAGAGCCGGCACCCGAGAAGAUCACUGACAAGAUCUUUGCUGAGACCGAGAAGAUCUCCGUGCUGCACACCGCCGAUAUCCCGGACAUCGACCUCUCCAAGGUGAUGAUGGAGGGGUGGCCGGGGCGGGGGGGUGUGAGGGUUGGUGUGACCAAGUUUGGUGAUUUUGAGGUGGAGGUGGUGGACCCCGUGGCGGACUACCUGGCCACACUCAAGGAGGUGUUCGACUUCCCCGCACUCAAGGCGUUUGUGAGCCGCCCCGACUUCUCCAUGACCUUUGACAGCAUGCACGCCGUCACGGGGCCCUACGCCAAGGCCAUCUUUGAGGGCGAGCUGGGGGCCAAGGCCGGCACCGUCGUCAACGGGGAACGCCGGCACCUUGACCCCGCCGUGCGAGACCCGCACCACCCUUGGCCCGCCGCAUCGCGCAGCCGUCCUGAGCCACCCGCAGCGUCUCAACUGCCCCUGCCCGACUUUGGUGGCGGCCACCCUGACCCCAACCUGACGUACGCCCACGACCUGGUCGAGACCAUGUGGGCGGACGGCGCCCCCGCCCUGGGCGCGGCCUCUGACGGUGACGGCGACCGCAACAUGGUGCUGGGGGCCAAGCACUUUGUGAGCCCCAGCGACAGCGUGGCCAUGAUCGCCGCCAACUACCAGGCCAUCCCCUACUUCAAGGACGGCCUCAAGGUGCUUGCGGGAGGGGGGGACAAGGGGACGCAGGUUUUGCAGGCCUGGAUCGUGGGCUGGUAG